UACAAAUUUGCUACGGAUUGCUGUGAUAGUGUGAUGUCACUAUCAAAACGAGGCUCUUCCUGAGAGCAAGGAAGAAAUGCUAUGCGAAGCGGUCAGCAAGACCUUUAAGGGAAAUUACUCAUACCGUUUCCAAGAAAUUUGUAUUGGGGUUCUUUCAUUAUGCAACUCGAAGUCUUUGAAAGAGGGUGUGUGUGUUCACAGCCCAAUAAUCAAACUGGGUCUUCAAGAUGACUUCUAUUUGAACAACAACUUGUUAUCUCUCUAUGCUAAAUGCUUUGGAGUGGACCAUGCACGCCACUUCUUCGAUGAAAUGCCUUACAAGGAUGUGGUAUCCUGGACUGGGAUUCUCUCUGCUUAUGUUAGAAAUGAAAACCACGAGCAGGCACUUGAGUUGUUCGGUUCAAUGAUUAGUUUCGGUCAUUAUCCGAAUGAGUUCACAUUAUCAAGUGUCUUGAGGUCAUGUUCUGCCAUAGGGGAGUUUGAAUGUGGAACUCGUAUUCAGGCCUAUAUGGUAAAGAAUGGGUUUGAUUCAAAUCCAGUUUUGGCAAGUGCUUUGAUUGGCUUGUACUCUAAGUGCGGUUUUAUUGAAGAAGCAUAUGCAAAUUUUGCAUAUAUGGGUCGCGGUGAUACUAUUUCUUGGACAACGAUGAUAUCUUCGUUGGUCCAAGCUCAUAAAUGGAGUCAGGCUUUACAACUUUAUAUACGUAUGGUUGAGGCAGGACCGGCAGGUGUACCUCCGAAUGAGUUCACUUUCGUGAAGCUUCUUGCUGCAUCCAGUGCUCUUGGUUUGAGUUAUGGCAAAUUAGUUCAUGCCCACAUGAUAUUGUUAGGAAUUGAGCUGAAUGUGAUUUUGAAGACAGCUCUUGUUGAUAUGUACUCAAAGUGCCAGAGAAUGGAAGAUGCUGUCAAGGCCUUAAAUCAGACACCUGAACGUGAUGUGUUUAUAUGGACUACUAUUAUAUCUGGUUUCAUUCGAAAUAUGAAGGUUAGGGAGGCCAUUGCUGCAUUACAGGAGAUGGAGAUGUCUGAAACCGUACCUAAUAAUUUUACUUAUUCAACUAUACUGAACGCUUGCUCGUCAAUUUUAUCACUGAAAUUGGGGAAACAGGUCCACUCACGGGUGAUUAUGGCUGGCUUGAAGGAUGAUAUUUCUGUUGGAAAUGCAUUAGUUGAUAUGUAUAUGAAAUUUGAUAUGUAUAUGAAAUGUUCCAACCUAAUAGAAGAUGCUUUGAGAGUGUUUAGAGUGAUGACCUCACAAAAUGUCAUCACUUGGACUUCUCUGAUUGCUGGUUUUGCUGAGCAUGGUUUUGCACAAGAUUCUUUUCAGUAUUUUGAGGAGAUGAGAGCAGUGGGGUUGAAACCAAAUUCAUUUACUCUCUCUAGCAUGCUUGCUGCUUGCAGUACAAUAAAAUCUCAUUUUCAAACAAGAAAGCUCCAUGGAUACAUAAUUAAAACUAAAGCAGACCGCAAUUCAGUUGUGGGGAAUGCUCUUGUAGAUGCUUAUGCUGGAUUGGGGAUGGUGGAUGAUGCAUGGUGUGUGAUUAGAAACAUGAGUCACAGAGAUGCCAUCACAUACACGAGUUUAGCCUCAAGAAUGAAUCAGAUGGGCCAUCAUGACAGGGCAUUAAACAUCAUCAGGCACAUGAACAAUGAUAAUGUUAAGAUGGAUGGAUUUAGCCUGGCCAGCUUCUUAUCUGCAUCAGCCGGUUUGGGCUCAACGGUAGCCGGGAAGCAACUACACUGUUUUUCCGUGAAAUCUGGCUUAGGCUGCUGGCUUUCAGUCUCAAAUAGCCUAGUUGACAUGUAUGGAAAAUGCGGCUGCAUACAUGAUGCACAUAGAGCUUUUAGGGAAAUAAAUGAGCCAGAUGUUGCAUCAUGGAAUGGGUUGAUAUCUGGAUUGGCAUCAAAUGGUAAUAUCUCAUCCGCUCUCUCUGCCUUCGAAGAUAUGAGGUUAGUCGGAGUCAAACCGGAUUCAGUUACAUUCUUGGUAGUGCUCUUUGCUUGCAGUCAUGGUGGUUUAGUGGACUUGGGUCUUGAGCAUUUUCAUUCUAUGAGGGAUACACAUGGUAUAGCACCACAAUUGGACCACUAUGUUUGCUUAAUUGAUCUCCUUGGCCGAUCCGGUCGGCUAGAGGAGGCAAUGGGAGUGAUGAAGAGUAUGCCUUUCAGGCCAGAUGCUUUGAUAUACAAAACAUUAUUGAGUGCCUCCAAAUUACAUGGGAAUGUACCUCUUGGGGAAGAUAUGGCAAGGCAAGGUCUCAAUCUUGACCCAUCUGACCCAGCUUUCUAUAUGCUGCUUGCAAACUUGUAUGAUAGAUCAGGCCGGUCUGACUUAGGCGAGAAAACUCGCAGGCUGAUGAAAGAGAGAGGUUUGAGGAAGAGCCCUUGCCAAAGCUGGAUGGAGAUACGAAACCAGGUUCAUCUCUUCACUGCAGGGGACAGAUCACAUCCACAAAUCAACGAAAUUAAUGAGAAAAUAGGAUCACUUAAAGCUGAAUUCCAGUGUCGGGGAUAUAUAUAUCGAGACAAUGGAGAUGCAUAUUAUCACAGUGAGAAGCUAGCUGUUGCCUUCGCUCUUCUUAGUACACCGUCAAAGACCCCAAUACUUAUAGUCAAGAAAUUACGUGUUUGUACGGAUUGCCAUGACUUUGUAAUGCUUGUAACACAAGUGGUUGAUAGGGAAAUUAUUGUAAGGGAAGGGAACCGAAUCCAUUCCUUCAAGAAGGGUGGCUGCUCAUGCAGAGGCCACUAGUAGUUGUCAUCAGGAAAGGAAACUUUUCGUGACUUUCUUGUGUAUG
Messenger RNA from Corylus avellana, 2798 nucleotides. Lineage: Eukaryota; Viridiplantae; Streptophyta; Magnoliopsida; Fagales; Betulaceae. The record is from RefSeq and is a predicted model, not a curated record.